UAUAUCCUUGAACUGCACUUGGCCAAGGCAUUUGGAUUUGUUAGGCAUGCUCAUAUGAGAACUUGAGAAGCCGUGGCCAUUAAAAUAUUCUGGUGAGAGUCUGUGAGGAGAAUCUUUAAAUCUUCCAUCUGCCUUGGCAGAUUGGGGUGUUCAGGUUAUUAUUCUGAGCAAGUUCUGGCUUCAGGUUGAGGAAGUUGUGUCUCAGAGUAAACGUGACAGAGGAACUCAGAAUUCCAGUAGUAGCUGAUUUCAAUCCAAUAUAAACAAAGAGAGACAAUGGAGGGAUUUGUCGACCAGUAUGAGAAAGAAAACAUGUCGAUGAAAAUGGUGAUGUUGAAGCAGGAAGAAACUUUCAGACAACAGGUCGAGGAACUCCACCGUUUGUACCGAAUUCAGAAGGAAUUGAUGAGAGCUGCCAAACAAGAUCGCGAGUCCUGGAAACAACCAGUUUUCAGUAACUCAAAGGAAGAACUAACGCUUGAUGCUGAUGAAGGGAGUGACCUGGAGCUGACACUCGCCACUGGAAGCCAAAGAACUCAAAGGAAGAAGACGAGUGCAUCAAAUGCUUCAGAAUCAGGAUCUAGCUUUUCUUCAUCCUCAGGUGAAUCAGGGUCUAUGAAGGCAAAGAACAGUGACUGGACAAUGUCAAAUGGCUCCAUAAGGAUCGGAGGUGAGAGAUUCGAGAUUGAGCAACUGAGACAGGAUGGCUUAAAUCAAUCUUCUUGGCUCUUUCCAUGUACUAAGAAACAUGACAUGGUAGCUUCUUUUGGAUUGUAAUAAUGAUACCAUUAUUACAAACUCCUAGAUGUCUUCGAAGAAAAAUUAUACGAACAACUUGAAAGCGCGCAUUAUAAUUAAGUAGCUAGUAGGGUUCCAUAAUCCACAGAGAGGUGGAGUAAAAGAGGAUACAUUUAUUUAUAUUUACCACAAGAAUAAAUACAUGAGCACAUAUUUCUGAAGAAUAAAGGAGCCACAAAAUCAAGAGAUGGAAUGCCUCCGCGUAGUCGUGGAAGACGAACCCAUCUGGCUCAGCCUGUGGUUGCACGUCAUGAGCGCCACCGCGUCCCUGCUGAGCCUGUUCAAUUGGUCGGUUAACCGAUUUAUCUGUUCGGUUCUGGUUAAUUUUGAUUUAUCACAUUUUAUAUAGAACUGGUUAACCAACCGAUAUCCUUACAGGUUCUACCGGUUCCAGCUGCUGCGCUAAUUGGUUAUUUUGUUGCACUAGCACAGAAUUUAGAUCCAGAAGCUAGAAAUUCUUCUCAUGAACUUUGUGUAUCACACUUCAAUAG
Zingiber officinale is the source of this 1289-nucleotide messenger RNA. RefSeq lists its product as uncharacterized. Lineage: Eukaryota; Viridiplantae; Streptophyta; Magnoliopsida; Zingiberales; Zingiberaceae. The record is from RefSeq and is a predicted model, not a curated record. The coding region runs from base 277 to 777 and encodes 166 amino acids. The transcript has 3 exons.